AUGGCAUCUCUUGCUGAUAAAGAGACGGACCAAUCUGAAUUGGAAAAGAAAGGUGGCUCGAUUCAGGAUGUCACUGAACAUGCACCUCCGCGGAAACGACCGCACGACAUAUCUGCCUUCUUCGCAGCCAUACGAGAGAGACCAAAGGUUUUUGGAUGGUGCAUAUACGCUUGUUACUGUUCGCUGGUGGUAGCGUUCGAGAGCGUAGCCACGGGGUCAUCUACAAGUAUUCCACAAUUUCGAAAGGACUUUGGGUACCCGUUUUCAGACGGCUACGUACUGGAUGCCCGUUGGCAGGCUGCCUUCGACGCCGGCCCACGGAUUAGUAGCGUCAUUGCUACAUUGAGCCAAGGCACACUGGCGGAUAAAUUUGGUCGCAAGAUGAUGUUUAUCGGCUCACUUAUUAUCUCAUUUACAGCCUACUCCUUGGAGGUCGCAGCCGAAACCAACGUUGUUUUCUUUUGUGGCAGGGUCCUGAACGGCAUUACACUCGGUGUGUCAACGGCAACGGCAAUGACUUAUUCUAGUGAAAUCAUAUCUCUACCUCUACGAGGCUUCAUUCCUUGUUUCAAUGCUCUCAUGAUUGCUGUGGGACCGUUCACCGCAACAGCCAUCAUAGACAGAACCCAAGAUCUCAACAGUCACUGGGCAUACAGAGCAGUUUUCACAGCGCAAUUCGGAGUCGCCGGCCUUGCAGCUGUGCUGGUAUGGUUCCUCCCGGAGUCACCAGUCUGGUUGAUGCGAAUCGGGAAGGAAUCUGAGGCGCGACGGUCGCUGUGCCGAUUGGGAUACACGGACACCAUGGCAGUUGACACGGAGGUUUCUCGGAUUCGAAGCGCCUUGGACAAAGAAAUCCAGGACUGCGGAGAUCGCACAUCAUAUCGAGAGUGCUUUCGCAAGUCCGACCUCCGCCGCACCAUAAUCUCUGUCAUGCCUCUUGCAAUCCAAGCCCUGGGAGGACAGUUUUUCUUCGCCUUUUAUUUCGCUUACUACAACCAGCUUGUCGGAUACAGCGUCCACGAUAGUUUUCAUCUCCAAUUUAUUCAGUACGCCUGCGUGAUAGUCGCCAAUGUAUGUUCGUGGUAUCUGGUUGAGAGGCUGGGACGCCGCACGUUGACAAUAUAUGGUACCUUCGCUCUGACGGUAGUUAUAAUGCUCUGUGGGGGUCUCGGGACGAAUGGGAGCCCCAUUGCUAUCAAGGGCACUGUUUGCACCUUCAUUCUCUACGGCUUCUUUUUCAACAUCGGUAUCGGUGCUACAGGAUUCAUACUCCUUUGUGAGGUGGCUAGCUACCGUCUCAGGGGCAAAACCAUCGCUUUAGGAGUCUCGUUGCAACACUUGAUUAACUUGGUGUGGGCUUUUACUGUGCCCCUCAUGAUCAACCCGGAUCAUGGCGAUAUGGGCGCCAAAGCUGCCUUUAUCUUCGGAGGGCUCAACAUCUUGUGCUUGAUAUACCUGUGGCUCUACCAGAUCGAGACCAGAGGACGGAGCUUUCGCGAGCUCGAUGAGCUGUUCUAUAAGGGCAUUAGCGUUCGAGACUUUGAAGGUUACGUGACUGAAGCCCAAAGAAGCUGA
Molecule: messenger RNA, 1575 nt
Organism: Diaporthe amygdali
Lineage: Eukaryota; Fungi; Ascomycota; Sordariomycetes; Diaporthales; Diaporthaceae
Exons: 3
Coding region: 1-1575 (524 amino acids)
Biological process (GO): transmembrane transport; carbohydrate transport
Cellular component (GO): membrane
Molecular function (GO): carbohydrate:proton symporter activity
Source: RefSeq, a predicted model, not a curated record